This is a messenger RNA of Homarus americanus (American lobster), 5264 nucleotides long. RefSeq names its product monocarboxylate transporter 9-like. The coding region runs from base 24 to 2057 and encodes 677 amino acids. Gene Ontology annotation, biological process: transmembrane transport; monocarboxylic acid transport. Lineage: Eukaryota; Metazoa; Arthropoda; Malacostraca; Decapoda; Nephropidae. The record is from RefSeq and is a predicted model, not a curated record. Gene Ontology annotation, molecular function: monocarboxylic acid transmembrane transporter activity. The transcript has 5 exons.
CAGAGCCGGAGAAACAAAAAAGCAUGGAUAGCACAAUGAACAGUGUUCAGUCGACAGUGAAUGAGGGUAAAACGGGGAAAUAUGAAAGAAAAAUUAACAAUAAAGGAGAGAAGCUGCGUUCAGAUUCUGUAUCAAGUGAUAUGGUGGUGACAACUGGUGACGCUGGGAUGGCCUUGGCUAGCACAAGGAAGGAAAACACUGGAAGCACGGAGUCGGAGGGUACAAAGGACUGGAGUUACCCUGUCAUCAGUACAACUGGUGCAAACACACACCUACUUCAACACACCACUUCCAACACACACGUCACACGCAGCAGGCAAUGUGACCAACCGAAAAAAUUCUCACAACAACAGCAAAGGUCCAAGGAGGAAGGUAACGAUGACACUGGACGACAACAAACCUUCCCCGGUGAAGGGAAACACAAUCGUAGAGGAAGGAUGGAGGGCGUGAGAGUACCUGACGGAGGAUGGGGGUGGUUGGUGGCGAUGGCUAGCUUCUUCAUCACGAUGCUGUUCCUAUCUCUUGGUCAGUGCUUUGGAGUCCUCUUCUCUGGAUAUUUGCUGGAGCUGGGCACGUCGUCUGCCAUCACCGGCUGGAUAUACAACAUUAUGUGGCUUAUUUGGCACCUCAUAGGCCCUCUGCUCCGACCCCUGACAAAGGAGUUUGGUUGGAGAAGAAUAGGUUAUCUGGGAGUGUUUCUGGUUUCGUCUUCAAUCAUUAUGUCAGCUUUCUCACCGUCAGCAGAAUUUCUCUUCUUCUCCUACUCUUUAAUUACCGGUGUUGGUGGUGGGCUGGUGGGUGGAAUAAGCUUUAUCAUAGUUCCUAUGUAUUUUGACCGACGACAAGGCUUAGCAAACACUUUUUUAACAGUUGGGAUCUGCAUGGGUCAGAUCAUAAUUACUCCACUCGUACAAUACUUAAUUGCUGAGUACGGUUUCAAAGGCGCCACUGUUAUAUAUGGUGCCAUCUUGAUGAAUGGAUAUGUUGCAGUUUCCUUCUUCCAUCCACUCAAAUGGCACAUGAAGACGCUUCGACAGGGAGACAUAAACCCACCACAGGGAGACAUAAACCCACCACAGGGAGACAUAAACCCACCACAGGAAGGUCUUACACCUCUGAUGCAACAAACAAAAUGCACUGAUAACCAAGGAGAGUUAAUGGACCCGUUAGGGGUAGUUCUCAAGGAUGAAGGUCCCAAGUGGGCAAGUGUUGUAACUCAAAGGAGAGCCAUGCAGGUAUAUGGUGAAGGACGCCGAGAUAGUGAGUGUUCGUACAAGUCCAUGGUAUCAGGUGACGUUUCCGCUGGGUCAGUUUUCUCCAUCACUGAAUCAAUUAGUUUUCGUGAAAGAAACUGUGUUGAAAGUAAUGAAUCUUUGAGUAUGAUGAAAAAACUGAAGAUGAUGGUGGUGCGUGUGGUGGAGACAACUAAAUCUGAUAUAUCUAUCCUUCGGCUACGUCGAGCUCAGAUUAUUUCUUUGGGGAAUUUUUUUAUGUAUAGCAGUUUCUUGAACUUCAUAAUGAUGGUGCCCUUUGCGAUGCAAGCAGCAGGUCACACCCUACAAGAUUCAGUCUGGUGCAUAUCUCUGAUGGGUGUUAGCAACAUGGUGACCCGCCUCCUUGUGUCUCCUCUAUCGGACUGGAAAAAAUUCAACAAGUUCUUCUGCCAUAUGUUUGGCGUCGUCCUUCUAGGAUCUUCAGUAUUUGUGUUUCCCUUCCUGACGAGCAUUACCUGGCUGGCAGUAACGAUGGCCGUCUUCGGAGUUGGCAUAGGAGCUACAGUCACACUAAAUUCCUUAAUCAUUAUACAAUUUAUGGGCAUCGAGAACCUGCCGUCAACUUAUGGGGUUUCUUCUUUACUGACUGGCAUCGGUUUUCCCAUUUUCGGACCCCUGUCAGGUUUUGUCCGAGACGUAACUGGCAGCUAUGCCAUCAGCAUUUGGGUGUUGGCCGCCAUGAUAUUCCUUUGUUUUAUUCUGUGGCUCUUCAUGCCAGCGGCUGUUGCCUACGACAACAAAAGAAGCCAGAAGGAACGUAAGCAGGAACCUUCAGACGCUUGAAGCAGUGUAUGCAGUAACCUGGGGACGACUGAAGGAACGUAAAUAUGAUCCUUGAGACAACUGAACGAACGUAAGCAUGAUCCUUGAGACGACUGAAGGAAGGAAAAACACAUUCCUUGAGACGACUGAAGGAGCGUAAACAUGAUCCUUGAGACAACUGGAGGAGCGUAAACAUGAUCCUUGAGACGACUGAAGGAGCGUAAACAUGAUCCUUGAGACGACUGAAGGAGCAUAAACAUGAUCCUUGAGCGACUUAAGGAGCGUAAACAUGAUCCUUGAGACAACUGGAGGAGCGUAAACAUGAUCCUUGAGACGACUGAAGGACCGUAAACAAUGAUCCUUGAGACAACUGAAGGAGCGUAAACAUGAUCCUUGAGACAACUAGAGGAGCGUAAACAUGAUCCUUGAGCGACUUAAGGAGUGUAAAUAUGAUCCUUGAGACGACUGAAGGACCGUAAACAUGAUCCUUGAGACGACUGAAGGAGCGUAAACAUGAUCCUUGAGAUGACUGAAGGAGCGAAAACAUGAUCCUUGAGACGACUGAAGGAGCGUAAACAUGAUCCUUGAACGACUUAAGGAGUGUAAACAUGAUCCUUGAGACGCCUGAAGGACCGUAAACAUUAUCCUAGAGACGACUGAAGGAGCGUAAACAUGAUCCUUGAGACGACUGAAGGAGCGUAAACAUGAUCCUUGAGACGACUGAAGGAGCGUAAACAUGAUCCUUGAGCGACUUAAGGAGUGUAAACAUGAUCUUUGAGACGACUGAAGGAGCACAAACAUGAUCCUUGAGCGACUAAAGGAGUGUAAACAUGAUCCUUGAGAUGACUGAAGGAGCAUAAACAAGAUCCUUGAGACGACUGAAGGAACGUAAACAUGAUCCUUGAGCGACUUAAGGAGCGUAAACAUGAUCCUUGAGACGACUGAAGUAGCGUAAACAUGAUCCUUGAGAUGACUGAAGGAGCGUAAACAUGAUCCUUGAGACGACUGAAGGAGCGUAAACAUGAUCCUUGAGCGACUUAAGGAGGGUAAACAUGAUCCUUGAGACGACUGAAGGCGUGUAAACAUGAUCUUUGAGAAGACUGAAGGAGCAUAAACAUGAUCCUUGAGCGACUUAAGGGGUGUAAACAUGAUCCUUGAGACGACUGAAGGAGCGUAAACAUGAUCCUUGAGCGACUUAAGGAGUGUAAACAUGAUCCUUGAGACGACUGAAGGAGCGCAAACAUGAUCCUUGAGCGACUUAAGGAGGGUAAACAUGAUCCUUGAGACGACUGAAGGCGUGUAAACAUGAUCUUUGAGAAGACUGAAGGAGCAUAAACAUGAUCCUUGAGCGACUUAAGGGGUGUAAACAUGAUCCUUGAGACGACUGAAGGAGCGUAAACAUGAUCCUUGAGCGACUUAAGGAGUGUAAACAUGAUCCUUGAGACGACUGAAGGAGCGCAAACAUGAUCCUUGAGCGACUUAAGGAGGGUAAACAUGAUCCUUGAGACGACUGAAGGCGUGUAAACAUGAUCUUUGAGAAGACUGAAGGAGCAUAAACAUGAUCCUUGAGCGACUUAUGGGGUGUAAACAUGAUCCUUGAGACGACUGAAGGAGCGUAAACAUGAUCCUUGAGCGACUUAAGGAGUGUAAACAUGAUCCUUGAGACGACUGAAGGAGCGUAAACAUGAUCCUUGAGCGACUUAAGGAGUGUAAACAUGAUCCUCGAGACGACUGAAGGAGCGUAAAUAUGAUCCUUGAGACAACUGGAGGAGCGUAAACAUGAUCCUUGAGACGACUGAAGGAGCAUAAACAUGAUCCUUGAGAUGACUGAAGGAGCGUAAACAUGAUCCUUGAGACGACUGAAGGAGCGUAAACAUGAUCCUUGAGACGACUGAAGGAGCGUAAACAUGAUCCUUGAGACGACUGAAGGAGCGUAAACAUGAUCCUUGAGACGACUGAAGGAGCGUAAACAUGAUCCUUGAGACAACUGGAGGAGCAUAAACAUGAUCCUUGAGACAACUGGAGGAGCGUAAACAUGAUCCUUGACACGACUGGAGGACCGUAAACAUGAUCCUUGAGACAACUGGAGGAGCAUAAACAUGAUCCUUGAGCGUCUUAAGAAGUGUAAACAUGAUCCUUGACACGACUGGAGGACCGUAAACAUGAUCCUUGAGACAACUGGAGGAGCAUAAACAUGAUCCUUGAGCGACUUAAGGAGUGUAAACAUGAUCCUUGAGACGACUGAAGGACCGUAAACAUGAUCCUUGAGACGACUGAAGGAGCGUAAAUAUUAUCCUUAAGACAACUGGAGGAGCGUAAACAUGAUCCUUGAGACAACUGGAGGAGCGUAAACAUGAUCCUUAAGACAACUGGAGGAGCGUAAACAUGAUCCUUGAGCGACUUAAGGAGCGUAAACAUGAUCCUUGACACGACUGGUGGACCGUAAACAUGAUCCUUGAGCGACUUAAGGAGCGUAAACAUGAUCCUUGACACGACUAAAGAAAGAUCUGGCCUAGUUCCAAAAUCUCGUUACUACAAAUAUCGUCCUUCAAUGAAUAUAUUGUCAUAAAUUUUCCAUAAGUUUUGAGAUAAAAUUUGUCUAUAAUAUAUCUGAAAAUUUUUAUUAGAUAAAGAUGGGUGAGUCGCUUUAACUUGGUCGAGGAGACAUAUUGUUGUGUAAUUCAGCUUUUUAACUCUUGUUAGAAAUUUGUUUAUUUUUGUGUAAAGUAGAGAAUUUUGGGAAUGAUUAGAAGUCACUAGUGGUGAUCAAUAGUGUGUAAUGGGGGAGACGUUUGGGUGAUCAAUAGUGUGUAAUGGGAGAGAAAGUUUGGGUGAUCAAUAGUGUGUAAUGGGAGAGAAAGUUUGGGUGAUCAAUAGUGUGUAAUGGGGGAGAAAGUUUGGGUGAUCAAUAGUGUGUAGGGAGAGAAAGUUUGGGUGAUCAAUAGUGUGUAAUGGGGGAGAAAGUUUGGGUGAUCAAUAGUGUGUAAUGGGGAGAAAGUUUGGGUGAUCAAUAGUGUGUAAUGGGGGAGAAAGUUUGGGUGAUCAAUAGUGUGUAAUGGGAGAGAAAGUUUGGGUGAUCAAUAGUGUGUAGGAGAGAAAGUUUGGGUGAUCAAUAGUGUGUAGGGAGAGAAAGUUUGGGUGAUCAAUAGUGUGUAAUGGGGGAGAAAGUUUGGGUGAUCAAUAGUGUGUAAUGGGAGAGAAAGUUUGGGUGAUCAAUAGUGUGUAAUG